Molecule: messenger RNA, 2818 nt
Organism: Lutra lutra (Eurasian river otter)
Lineage: Eukaryota; Metazoa; Chordata; Mammalia; Carnivora; Mustelidae
Gene: CLEC4G
Product: C-type lectin domain family 4 member G
Exons: 9
Coding region: 28-927 (299 amino acids)
Source: RefSeq, a predicted model, not a curated record
GACUGGGAGGGGGCUACAUUUAUAUCUAUGCCCAGGGCUGGGCAUCUGCUUACCAUGGACACUGUCGGGUACAGCAAGUGGGACAGCAGGCUCGAGGAAGUCCCUGGAGGGUACUGGGGAAGCUGGGGACGGAGACUCCUCUUCCUGGGCCUGCUUCUGGUGGUAGCCACAGUUCUGUGGGCCCUCAUUCUGAGCGUCCUAGUUUCUAAAGCCUCCACCGAGCGAGGGACGCUGCUUGGCCACCAGGACCUGCUGAGGACAAACGCCUCGGAGCAGACCGCGGCGCUGGGCAAUUUGAACCAGGAGAUCCGGGCCUGCAACAGCUGCUGCUUGGGGACACAGGCGCUGCUGCAGAGGACACGCACCGAGCUUGGGGAGGCGCAGGCGAAGCUGAUCCAGCAAGAGAGUGCUCUGAAAGAACUGAGCGAUCGCGUGACCCAGAGCUUGGCUGAAGCGGGCAGGGACCGCGAGGACAUCCGCAGUGAGCUAUUCAGGGCUCUGGAGGCCGCCCGGCUAGGGAACAGCUCCUGUGAAGAGUGCCCCGCGUCAUGGCUGCCCUUCCAGGGCUCCUGCUACCUUUUCUCCGUCCAGCGGGCCACAUGGGAGGAGUCGCAGCGUAACUGCGCGGGCGCGGGCGCGCACUUGGUGAUUGUCGGGGACCUGGAGGAGCAGGGUUUCCUGAGUCGGAACACGCGAGGCCGCGGUUACUGGCUGGGCCUGAGGGCGGUGCGCCGCGGGCGCACGAUCCAGGGCUACCAGUGGGUGGACGGAGUCCCGCUCAGCUUCAGCCACUGGAACAUGGGGGAGCCCAAUGACUCUAUGGGGCGUGAGGACUGCGCUAUGAUGCUACGCACGGGGAUGUGGAACGACGCACCAUGCGAAAACGAGAGGGACAACUGGAUCUGUGAGAAGAGACGCAGCUGCUGACCAGUGUCUGCAGCCGUACCCACCCCCCACCCCACCCCAGGGAGAUCGCCCUAGCAGGUCACCAUCCUGGUGCCGGCCACUGCCAUUGAUUCCUCCCCGCGGCUCCCUGCCCUCCCCCCACCAGGUCCACCCUCCACUACUGAGAACCGCCCCACCCAACCCAGGCAGGUAAAGGCGCUGGGACCUCCACUCCAACCUCACUGCAAGCCCUCACACAGACAUAACCCAGCCUCCAACCCCACCCAAAUCCUGGCUCCUGAGCCGGUCCACGGACCCCACGCCCCACAACCCCCAUCAAAGUAGGGCAACUCAGGGAUGGAGCUGUUUGGUUUUCUUGCAUUACCCACCCCCCCACCACUGGGAGGCAUCACAGAUAGGGGUUUUGUGAGCUGUCUUCGAAGUCCUAGGAAGCAUCAAUAAAUCCUUGAGAAAUGAAUCUGGGUUCGUGGCUUUGGUGAGCUGUUCCAAGUUUUAUCCCAGAGACCCCAGUAUCAGCUCUGUGAGUGACCCCGACCUCUCUAAGUGACCUCCUGGCCCUAUGAUGCUCCAAAGCUCCGUGAGUAACCUGCACUUGCCCAGGACAGCUGUCAGGCUCUAGGGACACAGGAAUGACUCUGACCCAGUGCUCUUCCUUCUGAUCUAGCUGGGCACAGGAACAAGGUGACCAGUGACUCAAAGGAAGAAUACACGAAUGCCACAUGAUGCAUUUGGAGAAGCCACACCUCUAGGGAAGGAACCUUGCUGGAAUUCUGCAGGGGUGGCCCCUCCUUGAGGACACUGUCACCCCACGGUGGAGAUCUGACAGUCUGAGACAAGGCCCUGAGGCAGGUGGGAGAGGGGCUGUCUGGAUCCAAAGAGCAGGUCUCUCUGUCCUAAGACAGGUUCUGUGACCACUGGAUGGACUGAUCCCAUACAUCCCAGAGAAGAUGGACUUUUUGAGAAACCAUGGGAUUUGCAAGCAGAGGGUGUUGGGGUGUGUGAAGUGUAGCUAAACCCAUUUGAGGGGUGCAGGGUGCCCUGAGCCUGGCUUUAUCAGCUGGGGACUUUUGAUCUGAAUUCACCCUGCACUCCCAAAGUUUCCUGCUCCCAUCCUGGAGAUCUGGGACUCUCCCAGAAUUUCCAGUGGAGACAGGUCCAACUGAGGGGAAGGACAGGCUAGCAACCUUUAGUUCUGGGCAGCCUUUGAGAGCCCCCAGGCUGCCCAGCCAUGAGAGCAGCGACUGAGCAGGCAGAAGAGGGAACCACACCCAGACUCCCUGGCCAAGGGAAACCUUCCAGUGAACCCCAGUCCUCUGCGUGCUCUAUGACUGCCGCCCAGAGCGAGGCACUAACCAGGACCAGGAGCCACCUGAGUCCUGGACAGAUAACAUACCUACUGGACUAUUGGCCAGACUGAUGGAUUUCCAGACAGUCGGCUUAGAAGGGGCGUAUGAGUUUCUGUUACAGAGGUAACAAAUGACCGCCAGCUUGGUGGCUUAAAGACAACACACAUUCGCUGACAGUUCUGCAAAUCAGAAGUCCAAAAUUAGACUUACUGGGCCAAAAUCAGGGUGUCACCAGGGCCAGGCUCCCUCUGGAAACUCCAGGGUGGAAACUGUUUCCUUGCCUUUUCUAGCUUCUAGAGCUUCAUUCCUCACAUUUCCUGGCUCAUGGUCCCCUUCUUCCAUCUUCAAAAUCAGUAGAGCAGUAUCUUGCUUCCCUGAUCAUAUUGCCUUCUUCUGCAUCAAAUCUCCCUCUGCCUCCCUUCCUAUAAGGAUGCUUAUGAUUGCAGUUAAGACUGACCCAGGUCUUAAUCCAGGAUGGUCCCUGUAAUACCAAGGCAACUGUGGCACUUUUAACACCCUGAGUUCGUGCAGACCCACCCACAGAUUAAAGGCACAGUUCCUAACAA